Molecule: messenger RNA, 2382 nt
Organism: Coregonus clupeaformis (lake whitefish)
Lineage: Eukaryota; Metazoa; Chordata; Actinopteri; Salmoniformes; Salmonidae
Product: phosphomannomutase 1
Exons: 7
Coding region: 992-1795 (267 amino acids)
Biological process (GO): protein N-linked glycosylation; GDP-mannose biosynthetic process; mannose metabolic process
Cellular component (GO): cytosol
Molecular function (GO): phosphomannomutase activity
Source: RefSeq, a predicted model, not a curated record
GACAAUUAAGGUACUUAAUUGUUACUCAGAAAUGAUUUGAUAUUGAGAUAAGAACAGCUGCAUUGGACCUUUAAUGGACAGAUAACUGAUAGUAAACAACUUAAAUUAGGUAUAUAGGAAGAAGAGUCACAUGGAGUUCCUUCCCUAAAUACUCUUUCCUCUAUGACUACGUUGAUCAAGGAUGUUGACAUUCAUAAUGGGGUUAGCCUAUUAGUCAUGUCCUCAGCCUCUUUUGACCCUCAGAUUUGAAAUGCCAGAUAAGCAAUGAAUAAUCAGUGAAACAGCUCCCUAGUGCUUUUCAUAAUGAUUUCAGUAGUUUAACAAAAAAUUACUAAUGAAUUUGAUGAUAAAUAGUUAACUCUCUGUUACACAACGCUGCAUCAAUGAAUGUCUUUGAUAUUGUCAUGUGUGAAAACAGGCAGUUCUCCAUGUCUUCAAAUAAUUCAAUUAAACAGGAGGAUAAAAAUUGAGAUGAUCUCUCUUAUCUCUGCCCAUCAUCACAAGAUUAUGUCUUUGUUGUAACAGCCUACAAUAUGAUAUUUUUUUGUCUAUCUGCGUUCUUGUCUCAGUGUCUGGACUGGUGAUGUAAAGAAAUGGUCAAUGACCGUCAUGUGUAGGCUGUGUCCAGUUCAACAGCUGUUGGUCGGUCACAGAGACAUAAGUGUGCAGAAUAAACCCACUGCCCUUGUAUUAUGUAAUGCAGUUUCCUCAUGUGAGUAUGAGGCAGUCCCUGCCUGAUCCGUCUGCCAAAGUCUCUCUGGCAAGAGGGAAAGCUUGUUUAAUAUGAUUAUUUCUGCAGAGGGUCAAUAUAACACUAUCAAAGCUGCUCCUCCUUCAGAGACAGAUGGUAAUCUCACUCUGUCUAUGCUACCUAACCUCACAAACAAAAGCAUUCUCCUGCUUUGUGGUCAGACAAGAAAAGCAAUUUUCAGGACUGUGAAUGCCUAUCUUGUCACAGUUUAUAUUAUGAGUCCCUAAAACGGUGUUUUCAAUGAUAGACAACACAAACAGGUACAGACUGUGUGUGUGUGCGUGGGUGCGUGCGUGCACUCGUUGUGUGUACGCGUCGUGCGUGUGUGCUUACACCCUGCAGAAAAUCGACCCACAGCUGGAUGAGUUUUUCCAGUCACUGCGCAGGAAAGUGAAGAUCGGCAUAGUGGGCGGAUCAGACUACUCAAAGAUCGCAGAGCAGCUGGGGGAGGGAGAUGAAGUGAUACGGAAGUUUGACUAUGUGUUUGCUGAGAAUGGCACGGUGCAGUACAAAGAUGGGAAGCUCCUUUCCAAACAGGCCAUCCAGAACCAGAUAGGAGAGGAACUACUACAGGACCUCAUUAACUUCUGUCUCAGCUACAUGGGGCUGAUCAAGCUGCCCAAGAAAAGGGGCACCUUUAUCGAAUUCCGCAAUGGAAUGCUGAACAUCUCCCCCAUUGGCCGGAGCUGCACACUUGAGGAGCGAAUCGAAUUCUCUGAAAUCGACAAGAGAGAGAAAAUAAGGGAGAAGUUUGUUGCGGCCCUGCAGGAGGAGUUUGCUGGGAAGGGUCUACGAUUUACCAGAGGCGGUCUCAUCAGUUUUGACGUGUUCCCUGAAGGCUGGGACAAGAGGCUCUGUCUGGACGUGCUGGAGGGGGAGGGCCUGGACGCUAUCUAUUUCUUUGGCAACGAGACGUCAUCUGGGGGCAACGACUAUGAGAUCUUCAAUGACCCGCGCACCAUUGGUUUCACAGUGUACUCACCAGAGGACACAGCCAGGCACUGUCGAGAAAUUUUCUUCAAAGCUCCCGCUAAUGAGUCGUGAUGAGUCGUGCAGAAGGAACUCUCCCAGUCAGCUUCCCUUGGGCUCCCCCUGUUGUUCAGGGCAGGUACUAAGAGCACCUGGAGGAGAAGAGGUGGAGAUGGGAGUCAAACCACUACAGACUUUUUAAAGUAAUCAAUUCAUUGUUGUUGUAUGAUAUUAUUCUAACUAGCACUGGACACAUAAAGGGAUCAUUAGUAAUUCACAUUGGCUGGACUCCCAUGGAAAUUACUAUGAGAUGUGGACAGAGGCUGCGCCAGUUACAAGUGUACUAAUGUUUUCAGUUUUUAUCAUGACUAAGUGUUUCUCAAAAGGUUUUAAUCUAUCAAGCCAAUGGUUUUUGUAGCAUGUCCCUGUAUUUGUAUGUAACAUCAAAUUAACCAAAAUGUCUUAUAUCAUGUGAAGAUGUAUAUACAUUUUGAGUAUAUAAUGUAAAUACCCACUUAUGUUUUGCACUAAUAUUGAUAUCUGAUCUGAUAUUGAUCUGACAAACUGGGUUUUGAAUAAUUUGUUUUCUUUAUGAAUGUAGUGAGUGAUUAGUGUUGUCUCUGAACACUGCACAAUGAAAUGAAGAGAGAGAAGAGAGAGAG